Molecule: messenger RNA, 2343 nt
Organism: Thermothielavioides terrestris NRRL 8126
Lineage: Eukaryota; Fungi; Ascomycota; Sordariomycetes; Sordariales; Chaetomiaceae
Exons: 3
Coding region: 295-1800 (501 amino acids)
Biological process (GO): endocytosis; actin cortical patch assembly; actin cortical patch localization
Cellular component (GO): actin cortical patch
Molecular function (GO): Arp2/3 complex binding
Source: RefSeq, a predicted model, not a curated record
GGGAACACGAACAGAAAGUUUAAAGACGUAACAACCGACCGAUACGCCCUUGGGGCAUCCUUCCCUCUCUCAGCAGCGAACCCCCCUCCACCUCCAUGUGCGAGGAAGAUUGACGGGCAGAGCACAUGUCACGCUCGCCAAACUUGCACCGUAUGGCCGGCUCAGCAGGCCCCUUCCAUAACAAGCACCUGUUCGGCGCCAAAACGAUACGUGUGUGGGAUUGAUUCCGCCACACCGAACCGUGAUGCUCGCUCGACCUCCCGCACUCUGCGCUGAUGGCUCUUGUAUGAGAACAUGACCGACUCCUCUGGUUCUUGGCCCGCCGAGAGCGAACGGCACUUCUGGGAUGCCCUCUCCGAGAUCUUGUCCGCGACCUGCACGACCCCCGAGCAGCUCGAUGAGACCUUGCGAUCAUGGCUCGACCUGGUUUCCGGCGCGCGGGACGAGCGCCUCGAGAGCGAAGACGACAUCGCCCGGUGUUCCCAGAUGCUCAUAGAGAGCCAAAUAUUCCGCAACAACAGCAGCUAUGUGCGAACGCAGCUUAUCUACGGCCUGCUGCAGGAGGACGAACUUGCGAAGCUCCACGUCUACGCCAAUUUUCUUCUCCUCGACGGCCGGACCGACGAGGACACCUUUCGGGCCAUGAUAAGCGAAGGGUGUUUCGUGCGACUGCUCGAGCUCAUCAAGGGCUGUGCGGACCAGGAUGCUCGUCUGCAUCGGCUUCUGCUGCAGCUGAUGUACGAGAUGUCCCGGAUCGAACACUUGCGAGCUGAAGACCUGCUGCAGGUGGACGAUAACUUUGUCAUGUACUUGUUUCAGCUCAUCGAGGCUGUGUCUGAUGAUGCCAGUGACCCAUACCACUACCCCGUUAUACGAGUCUUGCUGGUUCUAAACGAGCAGUAUAUGGUGGCCUCUACCUCGGCGGCGGUCGACCCGGAUUCCCCCACCGCGCCCAUGACGAACCGUGUGGUGAAGAUCCUCAGCGUCCAUGGACCAUCAUUCCGGACCUUCGGCGAGAACAUCAUCCUGCUUUUGAACCGGGAGACGGAGACCUCGCUGCAGUUGCUUAUUCUCAAGCUACUGUAUCUGCUCUUCACCACAUCGGCAACGUACGAGUACUUCUACACCAAUGAUCUCCGAGUAUUGCUGGAUGUGAUUAUGCGCAACCUUCUGGACCUGCCCUCCGAGGCAAACGUUCUGAGGCACACUUACCUAAGGGUCCUGGCACCUCUACUCGCGCACACGCAGCUCAGCCAGCCGCCCCACUACAAAAAGGAGCAAAUCCUCAGCCUUCUCGAAAUAUUACGUGGCUCUGGCAGCGCCCAUUUCAAGCCGCCAGAACCGACGACGUUGCGUUUACUCGAACGAGUUGCGAAAACCCCGUGGUUGGUCGAUGACGAGGCGAGCUCAUCAGACGUCAGCCCCGUCGGGAGCUUGUCGCAUUCACAGACCGGCAGUUCCGUUAGCGUCGUUGCGAAUGUAUCAGAGAAACCAGGUGUCAAGACACCGAGCCGAAAGUCAGAAAUGGGCCCGGAAUCGAUGGGCGGACAGGCGGCGUCAGGAGGGAGCCCGCCUCGGCCCAAGCCACCCCCCCCGAGAAACCAGAGGGCUCAGAUGUGUCUGCCAGAAGUGCCGAAGCACCGCCAUGGCGCGCCUAUCGUUCCCCCGGCGGCGAGCACCGUCCACGUUAACGGGAAUGGGCAGAAGAAACAACCGCCCAAGAUCCCUCCACCCCGAAGGAAAGCGAAGCUUCCGGCAGCGGCGGGGGUUACGGCCGAGUCGACAAACCCUGUGUCUUGAGCAGGGGAAUCUUUGUGGGCGAAUAGUCGGCCGCUGUUGCGGCGUGUGACGAUUUGGGGGAGUCCGAAGAAUGGCUGAAAGGCGUCAGGGGCUGCCACGUCUGCCUGUUGCGAAUGUGGGUUGAUGGCGUCCCACACCGGGGCAAGGAGCGGCCGGUUGGGACAAGAUCUGGCUUUUCAGGACCUUUUGUAUGACAGUGUGCGCAUUUACCCCGCCCCGGGCGGCUUAAGGGUUACGGUCCGCAUGGCGUACGGCGAAGGGACAAGACACGGCCAGGAGUUCAUUGAGGUAAUUUGCAGCGAAGGAAGAGCUAUACUUCCACUAAUUGCUAGUUGUAUUGUUUUACAAGAUACUUUUGCACAUCCUCAUCCGUGAGCUGUUGCUUGUCAUUUUUUCACUGUCCUCCGGAUGCCAUGCAUGUACGGAAGUCAGCUUUCGGCAGUCGCGUGCUCAUCCCCUGGCCCCUUGUCCUGCAUCCCGGCCGUGUCCCGUUCCCGGUGGGCCGUUUGGACCCACUUUUGGGUCCGUUCCCGGGCUUUCGGU